AUGUUAGAUGGAUUUAUCUUUUAAAAAGUAGAAGUUCAAAAAAAAAAACUUGAGAUUUCAGUCUUUUGCUCAAUUAUUUUAUUAGAUUUCAUAACUGUUAUGCUUAUAAAGAAGGAGAAAAUCAAUGAAUCAACUCAUAAAAUGUCUAUUUUAGUAAUAACAGCUGGAGUUUAUGAAUCUUUUGCUUUAGAUAGUGAUAAAUUUUUAAGAAUAGUAGCUUUUUUUGUUUUACUGCAAAUUUGCACUCGAAAUAUGGAGCUGCAAAAUCUAAGCGUAAAAUUUCUGAUGCUAAUAUUGGCAAUAUAUGCUUAAAUUCGAUUUUCGCUAAGUAGUGAAAAUGAAAAAGAUAUAGAAAAAGGUUAAUAGUUUUUGAAUAUAAAAUCUAAAAAAGAUUAGCAAGAUGAUUUGUUUCUUUCAAAUAGAGAAUGUUUAAGAGAAUAGGAAAAUAAUGAUUUAAAUAACUCACAAAAUAUGUCUAUUUAAGUAAAUAAUAAAAAAAAAUUCAAUGAAUUUGAUCAAAGUUAUCAAAUAACUAAAAAUAACAAUAAUGGAUAAAGAAGUAUAACAAUUUAAAAUUAAUACAAUAUGAAUGAUAUUUCCUCAGAUUUUGUUAAAAAAUUUAAUAUUAAUAAUAAUAAUAAAAGCAAUCUUCAUUCAUAUGCUUUUGAAUAUGAUAAUAGAAAAUAAGCUUAUAUACUUAAGAACGAAUAAAAGCCAUAGAUUAGUUAAGAAUUUUAAUAAAAUAUCUCUUCUCCAAAUCUAUUUUCUUUUUUAAAUAAAUCUCUUAAUUUGAUCUCAAUAGGAAUAGUACUUAUAAAUUAGGAUAAAAAAAUCCAGUAUCGAAAUAAGACAGUGAAAAAAUUUAUCAAUCAUAAAAAUUCAGAUGGUAAGAAUUUUAUGUAACAGUUGCUAUCAAUUUCUCUUUCAAUGUUUAAAAAGGAGGCAGAAAAAGAAAUUCAGUUUUUUGAAGAUAAAUAAAAUAAUAAUUAAAAUAAUCAAAAUAUUAACUUAGAAAACAAAAAUAAACAAAGUUCAACAUAAAAAAAGAAGCAGAUAAUUAAUAGCAUAUUAGAUGAAUAAAAUGAAAAAAUGCAAAAAUAGAGGAAGGCUUAAAAAUCGAAAAUUAAUUAAUAAGAAAAGUUUGGUUCAGUCCUUUAUAAUUAAUAUGAAACUUCAAAGGCAUAGGGAGAAUAACUUUAAAAUUCUAUAGGUUUAAGAAGAAUUGCUACAGCUGAAGUGAUGACAACAGAAAAUAACUCCUAUCAGCCAUAAAAGUUAGUUAAUAGCAAUUUGGUUUAAGAUUUAGGUAAUAUCAUACAGAGUAAUCUCAGUAAUAACAUGAAUACAGAUUAUAGCUACUAAAAAGCCAAUUCAAAUCUUUCUAGCAAGAAUAUUAUUAACAAAAACAUUAUACAAAUGAAAGUUUAUGGCGCUAACACUUCUAAAGUAAUUAAAGACAAUACUGUUUCACCUAAAAUUCUUAGUAGUGAGAAUAUUAUAUAAGAUUUGAAUGCGACUCUAACAGGAGUGCCUUUUUAUAAUGUAUCACCUUCUUGUAGAUAACUGAACCCUAAAAUAAUGACAAAAAGUAUAUUUAACUAGAAUAAUUUAAAUAGUUUAAACUAUGUAAACAAUUACGAAUACUUGAAUAGCUUCAAUAAAGAUUCUAUAUUCCUUCAAUAAAGUGAAUUAAAUUAAUAAAGUUUUCCAUAGUAAAUGCUUUCUAAAUUCAUUCAAUGCUUAAUUCCUGAGAAUAUCGAUUAGCUCUUUAAAAAUGAAAACUUAAUCUUAGAUGAUGUUAUUGAUUUUCUUUUAAUUUACUCAAGGUGUCCUUAAAAAUUGAAAUACAAUACAGAUUAUCACAUUUAACACUAAUCAGAUGAAGAAAUGUUUGAUCAAGAGAAAAAAAACUACAAAAAAAGUUUUUCUUAGCUGAGUAAAAGUAAUAUUGAAGAUGAAUUACCAUUUAAAAAAUAGCUGUAACCUUAGGUAAAUCCUUAAAUAGAUGAAGAGGAAGAGUAAGAAGAUUAAAAAAAUUCAUAAAAUUAAGACGAUUAAAAUUUGAGCAUUCUUAAAAGUGAAAUUAAUAAAAUUGCAAUGAAAAGAGAGAAAAGCGAAGUAAGAGUUAAAAAUUCAAAUGGAUUUUAAAAUAAAUAGUAGUAAUAAUAAUCUCAUAAGUAUAAAGAGAAAAAAUCUAAAAACAAAAAUCAUUAAAAACUUUACUCAUACUUUACUUAAAAUAAUUACCUUCACAUCCACACAAAACUAAAUUGCUCUAGUUUUGAUUCAAGCGAAUAUGAUAAUAAGAUGACAUUUAUAGAAAUAAAAUUGAGUGUUUUAUAGCAAGAAGAAACAGAAAAUCAAUAUGUACUUAUUGAGGUUUCUGAUGUUACAUAAUUCAAAAAAGUAGUUGACAAAGAGAAUCUUGAUUCUUACAAGAAUAAAAUACUAUCAUCAGUUUCUCACGAACUUAGAACUCCUUUAAAUUGCAGUAUUUAAUUGCUGGAUCUUCUCUCUUAAAGUGAAGAAAUUUCAGAUAUUACUAAAAAUGCUUUUGUAAAUCCUGCAAUGUAUUCUAAUUUUCUGAUGCUUAACAUCAUCAAUGAUAUUCUAGACUUGGCAUAAAUAAAUUAUGGCAAAUUUAAAAUGAUUUUUUCUUAAUUUGAUGUCAAAAAAAUAAUAACUGAGUGUCUAAAUUUAAUAGGCCUAUAAGCUAUGGAGAAGCACAUCAUGUUAGAACUAGAAAUAGAUCCUUAAAUACCAUAACUAAUCAACUCAGAUGCAAAUAGAAUACGACAAGUGCUUCUCAACCUCCUAAACAAUGCUCUGAAAUUUACAUAACAUGGUAGCAUAUCAGUAAAAGCUAAUUUGGUUGAGCCAAACCUAAUCUAGAUUGAUGUUGAGGAUACUGGAUGUGGAAUAAAAAAAAAGGAUUUGAAUAAGAUCUUAGGUUAAUUUUAGUAUCAAGAUGAGUUAGAAAAAUCUAAAUCAACAAAUUCUUUAAACGGAGGAUUAGGAUUAACUAUUGCCAAUAACCUAGCAACAGGAUUAGGAGGGAAUAGGAGAAUAAAAGUAAGAAGUGAAUACAAAGCUGGUAGUAUUUUUUCAUUUUAUAUUGUAAAUCACGGACUCAACUAAAAAGGUUGCACUUAUAAAUAAACUAAUCUUUUUAGUAAGUAGAUAGUAAAUUGGGAAUGUUUUUCUUAAUAUUCAAAUUAGCAGUAGACAACAAUCAAUAAUAUAUAAAAAAAUAAUUCUGAAAAUAUUCAUCUUCAUUAAAAUUCUUCAAGCAUCAAAUAAAAAAAAUAUGAAAAGAAAUAUAGUGAUGCUACUCAAAGUUUGAUGAGAUUUAAUACCGAAAUUUUGUACUCUAACUUAAAUGUUAAUGUUUCAUAAAAUAAAAUAUUUUAUGAUUAGCCGAUAUAAUAAAACUCAAAUUCUCAUAAUAAAUAAAGUAUCAAAAAAGAAAAUACUUGCUAUGAUGUAGUUACUCCCAGCUAAUACCCUCCUAGCGAAGGAGGAAAGUUUAGUAGAAAAUUUUAACUUUCACUUAAAAAUACUUAGCAAGUUAUGGAAUAGUCAAAUAGUGAAAAUAACAACUCUCCAAUAAGACCCUAUUAAAACAACACAUAGGGCAAUUUAACUCAAAAACAAUUUGCAGAAAAUAUGUCAGAUUUUUAAAAGGAUGAGGAUUAUUUAAAAGAUUAAUUUUCAUGUUAGCAUUAGCAAUAUACAAUCGAUAGUCCUGGAAAAAGAUCAGAAAGUAGCAUAAAAAAGAGAUUUUAAGUAGAUAAAAAUUCAAAGAAAACAAUUAAUCGUCUCAGCACACAUAAUGCCUAAGGAACAGAAAAAACAGCUUAUCCUUCUUUAUAUGAUGACAAAGUUCUUUAAUCAACUUCUAUACUUAAUAAAAGCAAUAAUGAUAAUCAUGAGUCUAUAAAAGUAUUAAAUAACAACACUGAAAAUGAAUCAGAAUUUUAAAUUACUACGAUUCAAAAUAUAAAAAGAAAUAAUAGUAAAAAUAUAUAUUUAGAGUCUUGUGAUCUUCUCAACAUUUCUAACACUGAAUUAAACGAGUAAGAAAAUAAGAAAAUACCUAAUUCGUUUUAAUGCCAAGAAAUAUCUUUAAAAAGAACUCAAUUAAAACCCAAGUAAAAUGCUGGUAGUUAAUAAAUGUUGAGUUCAAUCUUUGGAUUUGAUUAAGAAGAUUCUGUAAUUAAAAUAAAAUUUAAGGGAGAUGAAGAAAAAAAUAUUACAAAAUAAAAAUUAGAUGAUCAAGCCCUAUCUUAAAUAUAUGAAAAAAAUAGUGAAUAAAUAGAAAGUAUUCAAUCGUCUUAUUAAGAUAUAUAUAGAAAUAAACAUUUAAAUUUAAAUGAUGCAAGGGUUCAAAAACUUAUAGAAUAAAAUACUACUAAAAAAAAUAAUAGUUUUUAGUUUGACAACUUAUUUAAUAAAUCUAUUCUCUUAUCAGAUUCAGAAGGGAACAAUGAAAUUGAUAAUCUACAAAAAAAAAAUUUGGCUGAAUUAGAACAAUAAGUUAAAUAAUUAGAAUAAAAUUAAAUACCGAAUGAAAUAUAUCAAAAAAAGUAGCAAGAGUAAAAGUUAAAAACUGAGAAAAUAGUUAACAUGAGUUCACUAGCUCAUAAAGAAUCAUACCCAAACAAUUACUCUUCCAGAGAGAUAUAAUUAUUAUAAGAAGAUAUAAAAUAGUAACUGAUUAAAUUUAAUUAGAAGAGGCUAUGUAAAUGUUCAAACAUAUUGAUUGUUGAUGAUGAAGGAUUCAACUUGUACGCACUAGAACUUAAGCUUAAAUUUUAUGGAUUUAUAGUUGAUAAAGCCCCAGGUGGCAUCGAAGCUCUAGAAUUUGUCUAGAAAAAGUUUGAAAGUGAUGCAUGCCAUAAAAAAUACGAUAUAAUUCUUAUGGAUAUAAAUAUGCCCAUUAAGAAUGGUUACGAAGCUACUGAAGAUAUUUUAAAAUAUUUCAAAAGCAAAAAUGUGAAUCAGCCAACCUAAAUAUCUGCUUGCAGUGCCUACAUUCAGGAAGAAAUGAAAAAAAAAGCAAAAGAAUGCGGGAUGAAGUAUUACAUAACAAAGCCGGUUAAUUAAUAAUAACUAGAGACAGUACUUAAGCAAGCAAUUUUAGAUGUUCCAAAUAAAAGUAAUUGA
Molecule: messenger RNA, 5166 nt
Organism: Tetrahymena thermophila SB210
Lineage: Eukaryota; Ciliophora; Oligohymenophorea; Hymenostomatida; Tetrahymenidae
Product: ATPase, histidine kinase-, DNA gyrase B
Exons: 2
Biological process (GO): phosphorelay signal transduction system
Molecular function (GO): phosphorelay sensor kinase activity
Source: RefSeq, a predicted model, not a curated record